AUGACCAACCCACAGAAUGGACUCGGGGAGAGUUCACGUUUCUCUGGCACCCCACCCCCGCUCAGCAGAGCACGGCUGGCUGUCCACACAGGAUGUGGGCCGCAGGUCGCUGGGGGCCCCCGCAGGUCACUGGGGGCCAGGGCCUGUGCACGUUCACCCUCGCUGGCCCAGAGGUUCCCAGGACAGGGCUUGGCUUCAUCCUCGCCGCAGAGUGACGGUGCUCUGCGGUGUCAUCUCUCCCAGCCUUGGCCGUCCUCCUCAGUCAGGUGGGCUAGCAGUGACCGCCCAGGAGUUGUUGGGGGUGACCAGCCAAGAAGAGGGUGCAUGGUACUGGGUGGUCUCCUCUCCUGA
Rangifer tarandus platyrhynchus (Svalbard reindeer) is the source of this 351-nucleotide messenger RNA. Lineage: Eukaryota; Metazoa; Chordata; Mammalia; Artiodactyla; Cervidae. The record is from the annotation of a GenBank genome assembly.